GGGGUCUCCCCUGGUAGUUCUCGUCACAAUCCUGACGAGUAUAUAAGUCCCAAGGAGGGUUACUUCUCCAUGGAGUCGUGAACCAUUGACCCAGGUUACGCAGUGACUCUUGUGUGUGCCCCAAUCGUGUCACACAAUAGGUUCAACAAUGGCUAGCCUCCUGCUCUUCAUGGCGGCCGCAGCUUCGGCUACCGCCGUGGCAAGAAGGGACUUUCCAAGUGACGACCCUCUUACCUCCUGCCCUGGUUACACAGCUUCGAAUGUUGUCAAGACUGCAUCGGGACUAUCCGCGGAUCUAACGUUGGCUGGCGAGGCUUGUGAUGUUUACGGCACCGACUUGACGGACUUGACGUUGGAGGUUUCAUACGAUACCGACACAAGACUACACGUCAAGAUCCAAGAUGCUGCCAACAGCGUUUACCAGAUUCCCGAGUCCGUUUUCCCUCGACCGGACGCCUCAGACUCCGAGGAAGCUCAAUCCGCCCUAAAAUUCGACUACACCGAAACCCCAUUCUCUUUUACAGUGUCUCGCUCGGACUCUGGAGAGGUUCUUUUCGACACCUCAGCUGCCAGCUUGGUGUUCGAGUCCCAGUAUCUGCGUCUGAGGACGAAGCUACCGGAGAACCCGAGUCUGUAUGGACUCGGCGAGCACUCGGACCCAUUCAUGCUGAAUACCACUGACUACAUCCGUACUUUCUGGUCGCAGGACUCGUACGGUGUCCCUGAAGGUGCUAACCUGUACGGCAACCAUCCCGUAUACUACGAACACCGCGAAUCAGGCACUCACGGCGUGUUCUUUUUAAACUCGAACGGCAUGGAUGUCAUGAUUAACAACACGGCUGAGUCUGGGCAGUAUCUCGAGUAUAACACCCUCGGCGGAGUCUUGGACUUUUACUUUGUCGCUGGCCCAAGCCCUGUCGAAGUAGCACAGCAAUACGCCGAAAUCGUUGGCUUACCUGCGAUGAUGCCCUACUGGGGUUUCGGCUUCCACAACUGCCGGUACGGAUACCAAGACGUAUACGAUGUGGCCGAAGUCGUCUACAACUACAGCCAAGCCAGCAUUCCCCUCGAGACAAUGUGGACCGAUAUCGAUUACAUGUAUCGAAGAAGGGUGUUCUCUCUAGACCCAGAAAGGUACCCCUUACACAUGAUGCGUGAACUGGUCGACUAUCUCCACGCACGCGAUCAACACUACAUCGUUAUGGUGGAUCCGGCCAUCGCGUACCAAGACUUCCCCUUAGGACUUCAGCGCGGAAUCGACGACAACAUCUUCCUUCUUCGCGAGAACGGCUCCGUGUGGAAAGGCGUCGUGUGGCCUGGUGUGACCGCAUUCCCCGACUGGUUUUCAGCUAACAUCAGCAAAUACUGGAACAACGAGUUCUCCCUGUUCUUCAACCCGGAGGAUGGCGUCGAUAUUGACGCGCUCUGGAUCGAUAUGAACGAGCCUUCCAACUUCCCCUGCAACUUCCCCUGCGAUAACCCCGAUGCUGCCGCCGUCGGCUACCCGCCAGAGCCGCCACCCGUCAGGUCUCCGCCACGAGCCCUCCCUGGCUUUUCCUGCGACUUCCAACCCGAGGGAACUGAUUGCGCCAAGACCGAAGUGAGAUCUUUGGACAUCCGAGAUACUACGCCCAAGGCCUACUUCGACAACCUCGUCCUGUCAUCUCGCCAAACAGAGGGCGAGCAAAAGGGUCUCCCUGGACGAGAUCUUCUCUACCCCAAAUACGCCAUCCACAACAAGGCUGCGUCUUCGGACAGCGCGAAUGCGGCAGAAGGUGGCAUCUCGAAUAAGACAGUAAACACCGAUGUUAUCCACCAAAACGGCCUGACCAUGUACGACACGCACAACCUGUACGGCAGCAUGAUGUCCAUCGCCUCCCACGAAGCCAUGCUCCAACGACGCCCCACUCUCCGCCCCAUGAUCAUCACGCGCUCCACGUUCGCCGGCGCCGGAACCAAGGUCGGGCACUGGCUCGGCGACAACCUGUCGACGUGGGACCAGUACCGCCUCGCGAUCCGCAGCAUGAUGGCCUUCGCGUCGGUGUACCAGGUUCCCAUGGUGGGCGCCGACACGUGCGGCUUCGGCGACAACACGACGGAGCAGCUGUGCUCGCGCUGGGCCGCCCUCGGCGCCUUCGCCCCCUUCUACCGCGUCCACAACAGCCUCGACUCCAUCUCCCAGGAGCUGUACCGCUGGGAGGCCACCGCGCAGUCCGCCCGCAAGUUCAUCGCCAUCCGCUAUCGUCUGCUCGACUACAUGUACACCGCCAUGCACGUCCAGACGCGCGACGGCACGCCGAUGGUCAGCCCGCUGUUCUACCAGUAUCCCCAGGACAAGAACACGUUCGGUUUGGACCUGCAGUAUCUUCUCGGACCCGGGCUGCUGGUCGCGCCGGUGACGGAGGAGAACAGCACGAGCGUGGACGUCUACCUGCCCGACGACAUCUUCUACGACUUCCACACCCACCAACGCGUCGUCGGCGCCGGAAAAGCCAUCACGCUCGAGAACCAGACGUGGACAGACCUCCCCCUCUUCCUCCGCGGCGGCGUCGUCGUGCCUUUACGCGCGGAGGCAGCGAUGACGACGACGGAGCUGCGCACGAAGCCGUUCGAGAUCAUCGUGGCGGUGGGCAAGGACGGGAAGGCGAGCGGGAGGCUGUAUGUCGACGACGGCGUGAGUGUUGAGCAGCGGAAGGGCACGAGCGAUAUUCUCUUCGAGUAUGCGGAUGGGGUGUUGAGGGUGGGUGGGACGUUUGGGUAUAAGGGGGAGGAGGUUAGGGUUUCGAAGGUCACGUUUUUGGGGGGAGGAAAUGGGGGUAAAAAGGGAGGCAAGAGGGAUGCGGAGGGUGAGGAUGUGGUCAAGGUGGAUGUCGAUCGUGCGCUUACGGGGGCGUUUACUGUUGAGGUGAACGCGGCUUAG
Molecule: messenger RNA, 2920 nt
Organism: Hypoxylon fragiforme
Lineage: Eukaryota; Fungi; Ascomycota; Sordariomycetes; Xylariales; Hypoxylaceae
Product: glycoside hydrolase family 31 protein
Exons: 4
Coding region: 149-2920 (923 amino acids)
Biological process (GO): carbohydrate metabolic process
Molecular function (GO): hydrolase activity, hydrolyzing O-glycosyl compounds; carbohydrate binding
Source: RefSeq, a predicted model, not a curated record